AUGUCCUCUAAGCACGUCGUGUUUGACAUUGUUGGAACCCUGGUGGCGUACGAUCAUGUCUUCGAUGCCCUCGACGCCCGUCUUGGGGACCGAUUGCGCGCAGAGGGCAUCAAGCCCCGCCUCCUAGGAUUUACAUGGAUGGAAGCUGCCGAGCGCGAGUACACCAAUCUCAGUCUCGCGCAAAGCUAUGUCCCAUUCGGCGAGGUCUUCCGUGCCCUUUUCUAUCGUAUGCUCUGGAUGGCUGGCAUCGCCGAGCCGCGGGAGUGGGCCUCGCCUGAAGACCUCGAAUACAUUAUGAAGGAGUACCAGCUCCUUGAAUUCCGUGCUGGUGCUGCAGAGUGUGUUCAGAAGCUUCGUGAUGCUGGUUUCACGGUUUGGGCGUUCACGGCAGCGGAUAUCAAUCGCGUUGGUGGCUAUUUCAAGAAUGCCGGCGUGGAGCUUCCUGCGGAGAAUCUUCUUUCUUGUGAUGAUGCGGGUGUUGGAAAGCCCGAUCUGGAGGCUUAUCGCCCAUUGUUGGAGAAGCUUAAGUCGAAGAAUGAUGGGAGGACGCCGUGGUUUGCAGCGGCGCAUAUGUGGGAUGUUUCUGCGGCUAGAAAGGCUGGAUUCAAGGGCGCAUAUUGCUCCGUGUGGGAGAAGGAGUCACUUUCAGAGUUGUUUGGAGAAAUGGAUGUGAUGGAUGAUACGUUGCCAGGGAUGGCUGACAAGAUCAUUGCGCAUCAAGCCUCGUCUUAA
Molecule: messenger RNA, 732 nt
Organism: Penicillium soppii
Lineage: Eukaryota; Fungi; Ascomycota; Eurotiomycetes; Eurotiales; Aspergillaceae
Exons: 2
Coding region: 1-732 (243 amino acids)
Source: RefSeq, a predicted model, not a curated record